Molecule: messenger RNA, 453 nt
Organism: Ramularia collo-cygni
Lineage: Eukaryota; Fungi; Ascomycota; Dothideomycetes; Mycosphaerellales; Mycosphaerellaceae
Exons: 2
Coding region: 1-453 (150 amino acids)
Source: RefSeq, a predicted model, not a curated record
AUGUCCAUCCCAACUUCCACCUCUGUGGUUGAGUCCACUGUCAUCAAGGCUCCCCUUUCCGCCGUUUGGCACCACGUCAAGCUAGAGUCCUUCAGCACCUGGUACUCUGCCAUCUCCAAGAGCGACUACGUCAAGGGCGCCUCUCCCGACACCGACAUCGUCAAGUGGACCUUCAAGGACAACACCGUGUUGGAGGUCAAGCAGGAGGAGCACUCGUCGAUCAACCACUACAUCACCUACUCUAUCAUCUCUUCGCAGCCCGAGCUCUCCUAUUCUAGCGUUCUCUCCACCAUUCGUCUCUACCCAAUCACCAGCGGCGAGCUCGAGGGUUCCACCUUUGUGGAGUGGACUGGCAACUUCUCCAGCGAUGCCGAUGCUGGUGUCAUCCAGGAUGCCAAGUUCAAGCGUCGUGAGGCCCUCUCCGAUCUGGCCAAGGCUUCCAUGAAGAAGUAG